This is a messenger RNA of Pundamilia nyererei, 1271 nucleotides long. RefSeq names its product tubulin folding cofactor C (gene tbcc). Gene Ontology annotation, molecular function: tubulin binding. The record is from RefSeq and is a predicted model, not a curated record. The transcript has a single exon. Lineage: Eukaryota; Metazoa; Chordata; Actinopteri; Cichliformes; Cichlidae. Gene Ontology annotation, biological process: post-chaperonin tubulin folding pathway; tubulin complex assembly. Gene Ontology annotation, cellular component: cytoplasm. The coding region runs from base 81 to 1124 and encodes 347 amino acids.
UGCCACAGUGUUUAUGUUGGCUUUGCGAAAGUCACGAAGAAGAGGGUCAUCACUUCCGACACAACUAUCAGUGCGACAAUAUGGCAGCGGUGAUUGAAGGUAACGAGGAAAGUGGGUUUUCUGGCGAAAGUGGGGCGGCCAGGAUACAAGAGCGACUUCAGAAGCGGCACCAGGCAAGGAUCGAGGAUGCCGAGCGGAGGAAGGAGGCUAAAGAGAGCCAUUCUGUCGCCGAGGAGAAGAGCGAGUAUUUCUCCAUCGCCUUCAACAGGGAGCGGGCGUGUAUAGAGGAGCUACUGUCCAGCUGUUCCGGAGCUGAGCGCGCUGUGGUGACUGAGAAACUAGAAGAGGCCACGACCAAAACUCUCCAGCUGCAAAAGUUUCUGAAUGACAGUAUGCAGUUUCUAACGCAGUACGAGCUCAGGCAAGCCCAGGCUGCUCUCCAGAAACUCCAAACCUCGCUGUCUGAGACCAAAGAGGAGGCUUUGCCCAGGAAGAAGUUUGCCUUUCGAACUCGCACCAAGGCAACAGAUAAAGCCUCUGCACAAGAUGCUCAUCCCCUUCCCCGUGAUGAAGGCACAGCUGCAGAGACAGGUAGGACCAAGGUGGAUGGAGCAGCACCCGCCGAGCAGUGCGGCUUCUCCAACAUGACCAGUGAGUUUCUGACCAAGACGGCUGAAGAGAUCCAAAAACGAGAUGUGCUUCUCACUCACCUGACCAACUGCAAAGUCCAUCUGUUCGGCUCCCCCAGCACGCUGCACCUGAAACACAUCGACAGCUGUGAGAUCCUGUGCGGGCCGGUGUCCAGUUCAGUUUUUGUAGAUAAUUGCAGAAACAGCGUGCUGGCCUUUCCCUGUCAGCAGCUGCGGACCCACAACACAACCGACACACAAGUGUAUCUGCACGUCACCAGCCGAGCCAUCAUAGAGGACUGUCACGGAGUGAGCUUUGCCCCGUUCACAUGGUCCUAUCCCACCCUGGAAGAGGACUUCACUGUGUCUGGGCUGGACCGGGCCCGAAACAACUGGACUCAGGUGGAUGACUUCAACUGGCUUGCUGCUGGGACACCUUCCCCAAACUGGACUGUUAUUCCAGAAGCAGACAGAAAAGCCAACUGGGACUCCUAGAAUGGGACUUUUAAUGACCUAAUGCACUAAAACAAAUGAUAGUAGAAAUUUUACAUGAAGUGCUUGCGGCCAGAAUGCACAUUUAAUGUCCAUUUUAUUUCAUGGAUAUAAUCUUCAUUAAUAUAUUUAAAUAAAAAUUCACUUAAU